This is a messenger RNA of Penicillium psychrosexuale, 318 nucleotides long. RefSeq lists its product as uncharacterized. The transcript has 2 exons. The record is from RefSeq and is a predicted model, not a curated record. The coding region runs from base 1 to 318 and encodes 105 amino acids. NCBI's taxonomy places the organism in Eukaryota, Fungi, Ascomycota, Eurotiomycetes, Eurotiales, Aspergillaceae.
AUGAACAAGCCUGCCGAUGAUCCCCCAAAGAAUAUCGUCUCUUAUGGCGCCCUCUCGUCAGUUAGCGCUACGGACUUGCAAGCAAAGGUCUCAUCCCGCCUUUCUGAGAUGUCAGUUGAGUCGACAACAUCCGAUAUUCUUGAUAUGAAACUCGCGGCAAUGGAAAGUGAACUUGAGUACAUGCGAUGUGUCCGAGACGGCCUCAACGAAGCAAGAAGACAGAAAAGAUCUCCCAUGACACCCUUUCAGCAAGAAACAGAACCCUUCUUGAAGUCCUUCCGUUCGUCAUCAUCAACCAUUCAUGUCCUGAAGGCAUAG